This is a messenger RNA of Neolamprologus brichardi, 1790 nucleotides long. NCBI's taxonomy places the organism in Eukaryota, Metazoa, Chordata, Actinopteri, Cichliformes, Cichlidae. The record is from RefSeq and is a predicted model, not a curated record.
AGUCCCAGUGACUGGUGUAAUGCUGUUAUACCGUAUCUGAUAGGCCCUCUGUAUCAUUUUAGGGUGUUGCAUUCAAGCCUCAGGGCCCUGUCAGCAUAGUUCCUCCCAUCAUCUAUGACAGAUAGAUAUCAAGACGAGAAAGUAUUAGCAACCUCCCUCAGCUAGCACACAAGUUACACACAGAUACGGAUACACAGCGAGGGCCUGACAAAAUGUUCUUUCUGUCACUGGCAUGGCUAUUGUUGACAGGACCACUUUGGACAUCUGAUUUAAAACAGAAGCUGCUGGAAGAAGAAGUCAGCGUUCGUUACCCUAAGAUCCCAAGCAGUGAGACCAUUGAUUGUGAUUGUGGCAACAUGGCUUGUGACUUAGUCUUCUGGUUCCGCAGUGACAUCAGUAGCAAAGUCCACUUUCUAGGCAGAUGCAACAAUGCUGACCGUACUCUCUAUGGAGAUAACGUGGACAAAACACGUUUUAAACUCAGUAAGAGGGGCAGUAAGUCUUUUGCGCUCCGUAUCAUCAAUGUGACGAAAGAAGACAGAGGGAUUUAUUCUUGUGUCUUGAAGGACAAAAGUCUUAAUGAAAUGUGGAAGCCUGGGACUCUUCUACUGCCAGGAGAGACCCCACCAACACCACCUCCUAAGCCAAAACCCAAACCACCAUCCAAACCAACCUGUCGUUGCAAUACAGGCAACUCCAAGGGAGGCUGUGGCUCUAUGAUUCUUUGGCCUCUUGUCGGACUUCUUGGAGGCUUGGCUCUGGCUGUUCUCUGCACGCUGCGUUAUUUCAGCCGUCUGCCAAGAAAGUGUCACCACCACUUUGCAAAGAAAAGGCAGACGUUCUAAAAAAAACCCUGCGUCUCAUGUAUUUUUAAGUGACUGAAGUGCUUUGUUUGAGUGUUCUGUCCGGCCACGAAAGGCAUGAUUCACCCUUAAUAUCGGGUCUUCUAACAACAUCUCGAGUUUAUUUACGCUUCAAUGAACUCUCAGAAAGAAAACACAUUUGCUUUUUCAACAGCAGCAGCAGCCUUGUAACAUAACGCAUGUAAUAAUGCAUAAUGUAACAUAAAGUUUAAAGCCCCAUGUUGUGUUUUGUAUCUAUAAUCUUUCUUUCUGUCUCUAAUCAGUGAGCUGCAUUUAGUGUAAUUUAUCAAUGUGUUUUUCAAUUCAUCAGGUAUUAAUGUGCUGUGAACUGUAAUCAUUUUUGAUUUUGAUGGAAACAUCACAAAGUACACAAAUAGACAUACAGUAAUUGUGCAGUUUUCUGCGUUUUUUGCUUUCUUCUGUACUUCUUUGUGUUUUUCACGUUAUUGCAGCAGUUUAGACACAGAACAAAAAGCACUGUUAUGUCGGUAUUUCUGUGAGCAUGCUUGUGUUUAAUCAAUAAAACGGUAUCAUUUCAGUCAUUUAUGGUGGUUAUGAGUGAUCUAAUUAUCCAAAAUGCAGUAUUGCCUAGAAAGUAAUGAUACUCAGGAGGUAUUUUGCAAUAGCAGAAAUGCUUCCUGUCCUGAAGCUACAGGUCAAGCACUGUGCAUGUUUUCCAGUGAUAGAAACAGAUAAGACGUUCUGGCUUUGUUGCGUUGUACAUCUUAGAUGUCUGUGCCUGUUUGUGGAUAGGGCAUAGAGGUUUGAAAGUGGGCGUUGUACUUCCAUUGUCAAUAUUGUGCUUAGCGGAAGUUGAGUAGGUGAGUGACAGGGUUUGGUGUCUUCUUUUACUUUUGAUGUGUAAACUUGCAUCAUAUUCAGUUUCUCUUGAACUGCCAUGUAUGUGGCAACAAGCUUUGCUGUAUA